CCGGCUUCGGUCUGGAGUUUCUUGUUACGUGUUCGGUGAUGCUGCAGGGCCUGAGUUGUCGUGUCGUGUCGUGUUUAUUCUCUUGUUGGGAGUUGUAUUCUCCUGGUGGGAGCUUGUGAGUAGCGUUCGAUUAGGCUGCCUUGUGGGUUGUCCUCUCAAGGAUUUGAUUUCAGCUGUGCUGCUUAUUCCGGCUGUUACCGGUUGGUGUCCGAUUGGAAUUAUGUGUUUCUAUUUAAAAAAAUAUGGCCGACUACACACACAAUAGAACUACCAACUGGUCCCCGGUGGAAAGCAAAGGGCCAAAGGCUUUAGCUUUGAAGCACACUAAUGGUGGAAGCAAGCGAGAUGGUGUCUGUAGAACACUCGCUCGAGACGGUGCUGAGGGUCGCACAGAGGCUGCCGCCUGUGAAGGUUCUCCUCCAUGCGGCGUUGGGCAGAAUAUUGGCUCAAGAUGUCGCUGCACCCGACCCGCACCCGCCAUACCUUCAUCUAUCAAGGAAUUGGGAGAUUAAAGAUUCCAAUCGUGCCAUGAUUCUUGCUGCUGCUCAGCAACCACAAUGUGAAAUUCUCGAUCUUGGCAUAGCCCGUGAUAAUGAAGAAGAGCUUGAGAGGAUUUUUGGAAAUAGCAUUUUCUAUGGUCCGCGGGCAGUAUCUGUUGUGAAUUCAUCAUCUGAAAAACUGGGUGGUGCCAAGGUUGUUGCUAGUGCUGUUGUACCAGAUGAAAUCCCAAAAAUCAAGGAAUUGUUGGAAAAAUGGAGCGAUUUUGAUAAAAUGGAUCUCAUUCUUACUCUUGAGGCUUUGAGGCGGUAUAUCCUUGUGAUUGAAUGUGAAUUGAGGAAUCAUAUGAUCAGUGAGGAUUCGAUGGAAAUGGAGUCCUCAUUCCCGAAAGGUCACUUUGCUGAUGCUAGAACAAUCGCCAACUUGAUAUUAAGUCCAUGUGAAAGAGAAUCAUGGAUGGAUACACCGAAGAUUUUGCCACAAAUUUUAAUGAUGAUGAUUGGUCCGCGGGCAGUAUCUGUUGUGAAUUCAUCAUCUGAAAAACUUGGUGGUGCCAAGGGUGUUGCUAGUGCUGUUGUUGUACCAGAUGAAAUCCCAAAAAUCAAGGAAUUGUUGGAAAAUGGAGCGAUUUUGAUAAAAUGGAUCUCAUUCUUACUCUUGGUGCGUGGUACUGGAUUCACUCCGAGAGACGUAACCCCAGAAGCUACGAAACAAGUAAUACACAAGGAGACUCCUGGUCUACUUUAUGUUAUGAUGCAAGAAAGUUUGAAGGCUUCUGUGUGCCCUCUUGGGCCUUUUUCACAAGACCUCGUCAUGAUUGAUGACAAAAAAAGAUAUUACACGAUGAAUUUGUCAAGGCAUGGUGGAGCCAGAUGGCCCAACGCUGUCCUAACUCUAAACAAGGAAUGGAAAGAUUUUGUGAAAUCCCAUAAUCUGAAAGAAGUUGAUCAUGUUACAUUUUACAGGGCAUCCAGCCAUUUUAAUCAUUUUGUACUCGAGCUCUUCAAGGAGCCCAAAAAGAACAAAUCUUGUCAGAGCCAUAUUUCUAUUUGCGAAGUUUUCAAAGAGGGGAAAAAAAAGGAAAAGCUAAGGUUUGUUGGGAUAGAGGCUUUUGAACCGAACGUAGAGAACAUGAAAAUGGAUUUCCAGUCGGCUGCACAUGCUAUUAAGUCGAUUAUACCGAAGAUUCACCGUCUGCCCCUUGUUGAAGAUCUGGUUAUUCGAUUGGAAAGUGAUAACUGGAGAAAGACUUAUCCCUUGGGUGGCUAUCGGGUGUUUCGCGAUGGGAGUUUCAAUAAUCUUCUUCUGCAUAGGAUUACCAAUAAUUAUAAGUUUGUUUAGAAACUACGCACAUUAUCAUGAAGUUGAAAGUUAAUUUGUAGAUAUUAUAUUGAUUAAUUUGUAGAUAUUAUAUGAAAUCAACAGUGCUGUCACUAUCAUGAAGUUGGAAGUUAAUUUGUUGAUAUUAUAUGAAAUCAACAGUGUUGUAUAUUAUUUUUAGAUGCUUGUGGAUUUUGUUACUCCGACUAUAUAAUGCACUAAUUGGGCCACAUGAAUUGUUG
Molecule: messenger RNA, 2060 nt
Organism: Striga asiatica
Lineage: Eukaryota; Viridiplantae; Streptophyta; Magnoliopsida; Lamiales; Orobanchaceae
Source: the annotation of a GenBank genome assembly